GGCCUAUAAGAACAACACCUUGAAGCACCACUCUGUGUACGAAAUCCUGCUGCCACUGGUAUCCCCGGUGCUGCUCUUCCUCCUCUGCACCACGUGGAUCUUCGUGUCUCCAACAGACAUCCUGGAGGUCCAUCCCAGGCUCUUCUAUUUCAUGGUUGGAACAGCCUUCGCUAAUAUUUCUUGCCAACUGAUCGUCUGCCAGAUGAGCAGCACACGCUGCCAGCCUCUGAACUGGAUGCUGCUCCCCAUAGCUGCUGUGCUCUUGGUGGUGAUGUCCGGGUUCGCGCCGAACAGCGAAACGCUCCUCCUCUACCUGUUAACUGCUUUCCUCACCCUGGCCCACAUCCACUACGGAAUGGUCGUGGUGAGCCAGCUGAGCCGACACUUCAAUAUACGACCUUUCUCACUAAAGAAACCCACUCCAGAUUGACUAGGAGUGGAAGAGGAGAAAAUCGGCUUGAGGUCUGCAGAAGUACUGUAA
Antrostomus carolinensis (chuck-will's-widow) is the source of this 481-nucleotide messenger RNA. Its product is annotated as ethanolaminephosphotransferase 1-like. Gene Ontology annotation, biological process: phosphatidylethanolamine biosynthetic process. NCBI's taxonomy places the organism in Eukaryota, Metazoa, Chordata, Aves, Caprimulgiformes, Caprimulgidae. Gene Ontology annotation, cellular component: Golgi apparatus; endoplasmic reticulum membrane. The record is from RefSeq and is a predicted model, not a curated record. The transcript is spliced from 3 exons. Gene Ontology annotation, molecular function: ethanolaminephosphotransferase activity. The annotation marks the transcript as partial.